AUGACACCACCUCCACCAAAACACCACCAUCGUCACCACAAAGCAUCUGCACCACAUCAUCAUCAUGGUCACCAUAAGCCUCCGCCGCCCCCACCACCACCGCCACCAUCUUAUCCCGUGUCUCCACCAACCCCAACAAAUGUCCCAUUAUCACCACCAAAAUCAACUCCAAAUGCACCAUCACCAUCAGCAUCACAUUGCUUAGCACCUCCAAAGCCAACUCCAAGUACCCCUUCUAGUCCAGUUCCAGUGCCCUCGCCACAUCCUGCAAAGGCAACUCCUCCAAGUAAGGCAUCACGCCCUAAACCCUCAUAUCCGCCACGCCCUGGCAAAGGUCCAACUCCACCUCCAAAAUCACCACCAGCGGCUGCACCUGGCCCAUACAUUGGUAAAACACCUCCUACUCCCUGCAAUGGAUCACCACCUCACUCUGCACCUGCACCUCCAAAGCCAACUCCAAGUACCCCUUCUAGUCCACCUACAGUGCCCCCGCCACAUCCUGCAUCCCCAACUCCUCCAAGUAAGGCAUCACCCCCUAAACCUUCAUAUCCACCAAGCCCUGGUAAAGGUCCAACUCCACCUCCAAAAUCACCAACAGCGGCUGAACCGGGCCCAUACAUCGGUAAAACACCUCCUACUCCCUGCAAUGGAUCACCACCUCACUCUGCACCUGCACCUCCAAAGCCAACUCCAAGUACACCUCUAGUCCACCUACUGUGCCCCCUCCACAUCCUGCAUCCCCAACUCCUCCAAGUAAGCGCAUCACCCCCUAAACCUUCAUAUCCACCAAGGCCCUGCCCUGGUAAAGGUCCAACUCCACCUCCAAAAUCACCACCAGCAGCUGCACCUGGCCCAUACAUUGGUAAAGCACCUCCUACUCCCUACAAGGGAUCACCACCUCACUCUGCACCACCAGCAAAACCACCCAAAUCUUCAUCACCUUCAUACUCUCCACCAUCCCAUUACGUGCCACCACCAAAACUAACACCCGGUAGUUUAUCUCCCGCACCAGCACCUACUCCUUAUGGGGCAACCCCACAUUUCAGUUCUGUGCCACCCCCAUCAGAAGUACUAACAGCAGCACCACCACCACCAGCAGGAGGCAACCGCACAACUAUUAUCGCCGUGUGCGUUUCUCUCGGUGGUGUAUUUUUCCUCGCAAUCCUUUUGGUUGGUCUCAUUUGUCUAGCAAAGAGGAAAAAGAAGCCAAUAAUGGUUCCUGCAGCAGUGCCUUGCUCUGAUGAAGAACGUGAACAAGCCUGCGAGACACCCCCAACAAACCCAUAUGCGGAACCAUCUGUGCAUGACGCUCAUAUUCACCAGCAAGCUAUAGGAGCCGGCGCUGUUGGUUCACAUGUUGGGGCCUCAGAUAGCCCUCAUUGUGAACCAGGGUACGGCGGUGGGUCUUCUCAUUACUAA
Messenger RNA from Durio zibethinus, 1419 nucleotides. NCBI's taxonomy places the organism in Eukaryota, Viridiplantae, Streptophyta, Magnoliopsida, Malvales, Malvaceae. The record is from RefSeq and is a predicted model, not a curated record.